GGGUGGCGAAGCAAGAGUGGGGGAGGGUGCUGAUCGAGGCGAAUGGAGGAAGAUCGGAGGGAUCGUUGAACCGCGGUAGCGACGAACGCGGGGAGUCGACUCGACGAGGGAGAGAUUCGUCGACUCGCGACGCACCUUAGACGGGCGCGCGCCGUCGUUUUACCUGGACUCCAAGUCGCUGGUAUACGUAGAUCGAUAUCUUUGUAAGCAAUGGACGACUCUCCGUUGCAAAAAGUGGAGCUGCAAACAGACGUCUACAUGGUCUGUUUGCAGCACGCCCUAUCCACGGAGAACUUUGAAGUGAUGGGCCUGCUUAUCGGUAACUUUGCUUGUGGAGUAGCAAAAAUAUCAGCUGUUAUUAUUUUGCGACGUCUAGAUAAGAAGAAAGACAGAGUAGAGAUUUCGUCGGAGCAAUUACUGAAAGCCGCGGCCGAAGCCGAACGAUUAACCGUAGAAUUAAAGCGACCUAUGCGAGUCCUUGGCUGGUACCAUUCGCAUCCGCAUAUUACCGUUUGUCCGUCACACGUUGACGUCAGAACUCAAGCUACCUACCAGACGAUGGAUCACAGUUUCGUUGGCUUGAUAUUCUCAGUGUUUUCGGAGGGCAAAGAAUCGAAAGAACACGAGAUCUUCUUAAAUUGUUUCCAAUCGGACAACGGUGAAGCUACAGAGAUACCAUUAGAGAUAGUACACACCCCGGAUAUCUCAGACAGAUGUUUGAGAACAAUGACGGACCUAUCAAAGAUUUUGGUACAAGAAGAAGAAGAUAUGGCUGAAUCCUGUAAGGAUCAUCCGGAUGUUCUCGCCAGUAUCCACAAUGAUGCUGUCAGGACACGUGCGUUAGUUCAUAUAACGGAUAUCAUUACAAAGCCUUUGGUACAAACGUUUGAAAAAAGAAUAACGUUAAAUAAAUUGCGCACUAUUCAUCUCCGAAGACAGCUACAAGAAUUACAAAAGAUGUGUAAUGGAUAAAGAGAGAACUUUUUCACAGUCAAUAAUUAAGUAAUGUAAUUACAAUAAUGAUUGUUUUAAAUAAUAAGCUCUUACGUAAUAAAAAUAAAAUUUAGAUGAC
Vollenhovia emeryi is the source of this 1072-nucleotide messenger RNA. Its product is annotated as lys-63-specific deubiquitinase BRCC36-like. Gene Ontology annotation, molecular function: metallopeptidase activity; cysteine-type deubiquitinase activity; polyubiquitin modification-dependent protein binding. The record is from RefSeq and is a predicted model, not a curated record. Gene Ontology annotation, biological process: double-strand break repair. Gene Ontology annotation, cellular component: BRISC complex; BRCA1-A complex. Bases 211 to 972 code for a protein of 253 amino acids. The transcript has 7 exons. NCBI's taxonomy places the organism in Eukaryota, Metazoa, Arthropoda, Insecta, Hymenoptera, Formicidae.